AAAAACAUCGUGUCGCCGGUAGUACUAAGUAGAUGCGUGUUGUUUAAUGUCAUGGCCAGUUUCCCACUGAUUCAGUUAACACAAGGCGAGUGGACGUCCGAGAAAUGGUAUGAUAUUUUGGGGGUGAAGCUUCCAAACUUUUUCACCAGCGAUCCCGCAUUCCUCAGAGAUUACAUUUUUAAUUUUAAGACGAGACAGGAUGACGUUUUUAUAGCCACAUAUCCCAAAUCAGGUACGUUAAGAAGUUAAACUUGCAGUAAAAGAGGCUUUAAAGCUUUGCGAUAUGGUAGUUUGCCUCGGCCCUCGUCUCGAGUGACCUAAAGUGAACUGAAAUAAGCAAAAUGGUACAAAUAAUUUCCCACUUUGAUUCACCUUGAAGCAGUGUCAUCUGGUUCCAAAACGAUUACGUAACCCCACGUGAAUGGCGACCCUGCGGUGCCGUAAUCUGGCGAUAACGCGAUCAUACCCCAAUUCUUUUCCAAAAAAAAAGAGAGAACAAAGGAGCAGGUAACCUUAUUCUUUGCUAUGCUAUAAUGCUUAUUAAAUAUUAUGUAAAUAUUAUCUGUUAUAUUUUGAUUAUAUGACGUCAAUCCUAUAACGUUCACAAGUGUCACCAAAGCCACCCUAUCACGCAAAGUGGCAAGUUUCACAAUUUGCCUAUGAAGUCUAGAGUAGGCAGUUAAUGCUUAUUAAAUAUUAUGUAAAUAUUAUCUGUUAUAUUUUGAUUAUAUGACGUCAAUCCUAUAACGUUCACAAGUGUCACCAAAGCCACCCUGUCACGCAAAGUGGCAAGUUUCACAAUUUGCCUAUGAAGUCUAGAGUAGGCAGUACAAAAAAGUAAAGUAGGCUUGUAGGGAAUAUCAAGUACUAGUAAAAACUUGAUAUUCCCUACAAGCCUACUAGCUGAGCUAUUUCUAGGCUACAUGUUAUAGCCCACUUGUAGCGAAAAGCGCCGGCGUUGAAAACCAAAACUAUGAUGGCUGAAUCGCGUUUUGCUAACUAAAGUUGUUUUGUCUCGAUAGUUUUGACCAACUAGCUGGAUUUUGCUAAAACAAUUAUUCCUCUCGCCCAUUCGGCCUUCGGCCUGGUGAGCUAUUCACUCAGACCCCAUUCGGGCGCGAGGAAUAAUUGUUAAAUAUAAUACAAUGAAACCUGUAUUAAGAGGUUACCCUGGAGGACUUGCUUAUUGACCGCUAUAUACAGGUUUGACAAACCUAAGAGUUGUUCAAAAAAAUGAAGUUGGUAAAAGAGCAAAAUAUCUAUCGCACAACAAAAACGACCUCAAAGUACCUCUACCUCUUCUUGUGCUGAAACAGGAAGCAAGAGACCAGUAAACGCCAUUCACGCCAUAUCUGCUGCACUAGUAUGUGUGGUACCGCGUCUUAUAGAUGAAGACAAUGAAAAGUAACUCGUUGGGACCUCGGAAAAAGUGACCGCGACUGCUUAAUAAAGGAGACCGUUUAAUACAGGUCAGAUUUACAGUAUGCAGCUAUUUCGAGAAAAGUUGUCGGAAAAAGUGCGCGAGACAAUCCCGAAAGGUAUUGCGUGUGGUUUUGAGCUCACUGUUCUUCAAAGAAAGUUGAAAGAAUGACACAAGAGGCCAUGGACUUACGUUUGUGAGUGCUAAACGAAAGCAACAAAAGGAGGUUCGAAAGCUACAGUGUUAGGAAGAGUGUGUUGAUCAUAUCCCAUAAUACCUUUCGGGAUUGUAGCGUGGACAUUUUUUCCGACAACCUUUCUUCUCGAAAUAGCUGUAAACUGAGGGAAAUGAUUUCCGGGACUCAGGUAGGUGACCGCUAAAUAGACGUUUCCUCGAAUAUAGGUUUGACUGUAUAUUCACAAAAUUACGGUAUCUAUUAUUUUCAUUCAGGGACAACUUGGGUGCAAGAAAUUGUCUGGCAAAUCUACCACGAGGGGGCAGUCAGCAGUGCAAACUUUUCUCAUCGAGUGCCAUUUAUUGAAACAGCUACCAAUGAAAUGAUUUGCCCGUUUAGCCUGGACACUUUACCAAGCCCUCGCAUUCUUAAGAGUCAUCUUCCGCUUAACAGCAUUCCGAAAAGUGAUAACAAGGAAAUGCAGUGCAAAUAUAUUUACGUGGCCCGCAACCCCAAAGACAUUGCAGUAUCGUAUUUUCAUUUCACGGAGCAUAGGCGAAAAGCGGGUAAUGGUUUCAGUGGGCCAUGGGAAUUUUAUGCCAAGUUAUUCAUAGAAGGAAAUGGUGAGUUGUCUUAAUGAGAUGUCUCCGUACUUAUCGAGGGCCUUUUCUGUAAUUGAAAUGCAGAAUAUUAACAUUAAAUUUUUUCAUGUUGCAAGAUCUCGUUAUCCAUCGAGCGUGCGCACUUUAAAAGGCUUUUUUUUUCUUCACGUGGGCGUCGAUAAAACCAGGAACAUGGAACAUACCGGAACAUUCCGGAACAUUCCGGAACAUCCCGGAACAUGAAAAAAUUAAAAUAUUUUUUUAUGAAAAAAUAAUUAAUUAAUUAAAUAAAAAUGAUAGUAAUAAUAAUAAUAAUAAGAAGAAGAAGAAGAAGAAGAAGAAGAAGAAGAAGAAGAAGAACAAUAGAUAGAAAACAAUUUUUGCAAAAAUUUAUAGUAACAAAAUAAAUAACAUAACAUAACAUAACAUAAAAACGAAAAAUAAAGAAAGAAAGAAAGAAAGAAAGAAAAAGAAACUGGUAUCAUCUCCGAGUAUGAGAAAACAAUGUUUUGUCGCAAUGAAUUUUUUGGGCCAGUGAGGGUCCAUUCAAAUGACAGUUAUGAGUGAAGGCUUGCUUCUAAAUUCAAAAUAUAUUAAAAUGGGUCGCGAGUAGGGGGUUUUCAAGCUUUCCUCACACAGCCACCUCUUGUAAAUGUUUGCCAUGCGGUUUAAGGGUUAUGAAUUUACGCCUUUGCGACCGUAAGAAGAGCUUAGGGGCUCGUCGCUUUGGACUUGGAUAAUUAAAUUAAACAUUCACAUUCGCCGCAGAAUAGUUGCAGUGGCAGUGGUAGCGCAGCUGUAGUUUCUAACUGUUAUCAUUCAGCCUGAAUUUUAGUCGUCUCCCCGCAAACUCCUCUUGCGACUCGAGGAGACGUCUGAAAUAUCAUGCUGACUGUAAACAGUAUAGAAACUACUACAAAUGUGAGUAUUACCCACUAAAAUCCAAAGACAGGAGCCCCUAUGCUCUUCUUAAGUUUACAGAGCCGCCUAGUCUGUAAGUAAUUCAUGUCAACCUCAAGUGAAGCAAAGCACCUCAAGUCAGCAAAUGUCGGUUAUAUACUAGGAGACUAUAUGUUGGCUUGACAUGAGUUACUUACCGACUUGGCUUGACAUGAAAUACUGCACUGACAUUUCAGACCAUCGCAGAACCGUAAAUGGAUAACCGCCAAAUGAUUAACUCAUGGCAAACAAUUACCAGAGGUGGUUGUGUGAGGAAAGCUUGAAAACCCCCUCCUCGCGACCCAUUUUCUUGAUUAUUUCAUUAUUUCUCGUUUUUUUUUUGUUAUUUUACGUUCUUAUUAAUUUUUACAAAAAUUAUUUUAUUAUUAUUAUUUUAUAACAUUUUUUUUUAUGAAAAAUAUUUUAAUUUUUUCAUGUUCCGGGAUGUUCCGGGAUGUUCCGGAAUGUUCCGGAAUGUUCCGGGAUGUUCCAUGUUCCGGGUUUUAUCGACGCCCCGCAAACAUACUCCAGCCAGUUGUUCAAAAGGUGGUAGCGCUAUCCGAUGGAUAGAUCUUUAUCCAGUGGCCGUAACGCAAUUGGUUUCCCUAAUAACAAUACUUAUCCGCUGGAUACUGAUUUAUCCGGUGGAUAGCGCUAUCCAACGUUUGAACAACCGGGGCCAGGAGCUCAUUUCUGUUGCUCAUGACACAGGCGAAGUCAAAGGCGGUCGAGGAUGACAAUUUUUGACAGAUCCCUUUUUUGCUUUAAGGGGAACAAAAACAAUGUCCAUUGGUUGGGUUUCACCUUGGAACCCUUCCAUGCCGUUAGGCUGUUGAAAAUAACGCAGCUGUCUAAUGACUUGCUUUACUGUAUUUUAUGGAACGUCACAUUCUUUGGUUGUUUACCCAGCCUCCUCCUCAGGUGCUUCGUUUUUCUCAUCGUAGAGGUGAGCGCGAAAAGCGAGAGACUGGUGAUGAAUCGCAAGGGACCAUGGGAAGGGUACAGCCGGUAGUCUCGCCCGUUGUCUCCUUCCCGCCUUCCUUUGCGCGCACAUUUUCAUCGAGAGAGAGACGUCUGGGUACGAGGCAGUUGUUUACCGGUAAUUUUUUGUUGAACAGUGUGUUGGAACGCUUGGAAUGACCAUGUUCUUGACUGGUGGAAACACAGAGACGAUCCUAAUAUCUUGUUUCUCAAAUAUGAAGAUUUACACAAGGUACGCAGCAACAGCCAAUGACUUCAUUAGACUGCGUGGAGUGGUUUGUUUUAUUUGGUUAGUUUUUCCAGAGCGCCCGCGAGGGGAACAUGUGCGAGCGCGGCGUCCUCGUAAUUCCUCACUACAGAAACUAUUAGGGGAAUGGGCUCAAGCUCUCCGCGCAACGAUUUCUGGGAUUGUUUGGGUGGACAAGCGUUAGUUAUGAUUGGUCGAUGGUAUUCAAGGCAACUAUUAACCAAUCAUAAGUAACGCUUGUCCACCCAAACUAUCCCAGAAAUCGUUGCGCCGAAAGAUUGAGUCCAUUAUAGCUUCUGAAGUGGGAAAUUCUCCCUUCUCCCUUCAAAAAAAAAAAACGGCUUCUAAAGCUACGCAAGCGAAUGAAAAACAGUUGAUUGACACUGGAUCGGACCGCCAACGGAAUAACGUUUUGACUGGAAAUACCCCAACCAAAAGCGAGGAUCAAAUACACCAAUCACUAACAGUCUUGGUGCUACUGAUAAUCGUGCUCAUUCAAAUAAGAAAUGAUCGAUCGACAAAUUUGUCUCCCUAGCAUUUUUCUUAUAACCAACUGAGAUUAACUCUGAGAAUACCGGCAAUAUUAAUACUGGAAAACCCAAUUUUUAUCUCGUUAAAUGUGUCCAUGUCCGGAUGGAGAGUACUUCCACAUAAGAGGCUAAUGGAGAUGUGCCGCUGGGUGGGGUCGCAUUUUCACAACUGGGUUGACUAUAAUGGAGUUACAUUUUCAAUAGAGUUACUAGAAUGGGGCCACACAUUUUCGGACUUUUUGAGGUAAGACAGACUUCAUAUUUACGAUUAGCAAACGUACCAGAAUGUUUGUACUGCAGCUCAAAAGUAAAGUGUUCUUCAUUCAAUCUAAAAAUUGGGUCAAUUCAUAAAAAUAGAGAGUGAGUAAGUUGGGAUCGCGAAAAUUACAUAUUUGCCCAAAAGUGACUACGAUGUGGUCUAUAACUGGCCACAGAAUAGACUAUAUUGGGGUAGGGACUCUUAGAGGUUAGGCCAGCGGCACGUACAAAAAUUACCCUUAUUACCUCCACCCCCCCCGCCCCCCGGGGGAUCCACGUGUACCUUGUUUUGUACUAAGUGAAUGCGUCAUCAUGAGCAUUUCUUCGCUGUUUUAAUGGUUAUUUUUAUGGUUACAUCACUUUCGUGGCUAGUUGCUAUCCGCUGUAGGGCGUAGCUCUUUUUUUGAAAAGUAGGAAAUGCCACGUUUAUGGCGGAGCUAUUCAAAUCAAUGCGCCAGAGUCCAGCUUCCAGUUUUAUGCCCUUGGCACUGUAAUAUGAUUAUCGUGGAAACUGAAUUGAAUUUUUGUUAAUAUUUACGUGUUAAAGAACAAUUUGUUCAGAUUGUGAGUCAGGCGUAGGAAAAUUGUCCGUGAUGCGUGAGAUCGAUGUCUUAAGUCCGCAGGCGUGAGACUCACGCAUAAUGCGUGAGAGAUGAUAGGUAUAUAACAAUGUAAUCUCUGUGUUUUACUGGUGUAAUGUGUUGAUAGGUCUUACACGUCUCACCAUUUCUCUAAAAUUCUUAAUUGUAGGAUUUACAGUCCCAUGUACGAAUGAUAGCUGACUUCCUGAAAAAGCCACUGACCGAUGAACUCAUUGAUCGCAUUGCACAGCAGUGUACUUUGAAGGGCAUGAGGGAAAAUGAGAAUAGUUUCAAGUUGAGCAACGAAGAGCAGAGUUCGCCGUUGCUACGAAAGGGCGUGGUGGGAGGAUGGAAGAGUUAUUUUACUCCAGAGCUGAAUGAGAGAUUUGAAAAGGAAGUGUUGGCAAAACUCAAAGGCACCGGAUUAAAGUUUGAUUUUGAGAUUUAG
Porites evermanni is the source of this 6181-nucleotide messenger RNA. Lineage: Eukaryota; Metazoa; Cnidaria; Anthozoa; Scleractinia; Poritidae. The record is from the annotation of a GenBank genome assembly.